UAACCCGGAUAAGUGCCACUCACAGCCACGACAGCUCACGUUUCUGUUCCCGCAGUCCGUAGAGACGCUUCCCGGUCUGAAAAACAGUAGUUUAUUCACCGUUUCCUUUGUUUUUGUUCUGUUAGAGCUAAAGUCGCAUUUAUCUGACGUCACGACUGCCGCCAGCUGAUCGUACGUCAUCACCUGUGCGCCACGAGUUGACAAACACACAGCACGCGUUUCACCUUGUUGUGAACCCAUUUGGACACGGAGACCGUCAGAACUUCCACAACAACACCGACACCGACCGACCCGAGAUGCCAAAGUAUUGUUCUGUCCCAAACUGUAAGAAUGACUCCGGAAACGGCGGCGACAGGAAGAGCUUCUACAAGUUCCCUCUACAGGACCCAGUCCGGCUGCAAAUGUGGCUGAGGAACAUGCGCCGUGACAACUGGACUCCCUCUCGGCACCAGUAUAUUUGCCACGAGCACUUUGCGCCGUCGUGCUUCAAGGUGCGAUGGGGGAUCCGCUACCUUGAGAGCGACGCUGUGCCCACAGUCUUCCAGGAGGCCGAGAAACGGAAAGCGGCUGAUUCCUGUGAGAGGACGCCGAAGCGGCUUCGCGCUAACAGCGAUCAAAGCGUAGCGGUGUCAGGUGACGGGACGCUGGCUGUCGACGCUGUGGAGAUGGAGAGCGAAACGUUGCACACCGUACAUGUGUACGAGAUCACUGUGGAUCAGCAGGGAGAAGCCGGCCGGCUGGAGGCGAGUGAUGCUGGGGAAUCGGACUGGACAGACCUGGCGUCAGUGAACGGAUUCAAAACGGGGCCGAGUUUCCCUUUUACUUUACUGCAGACAGUAAACGAUCUGAGUAACAGCGGGGAGGUGGUCGUGAUGUCUGAAUGCCCCGCCGGCCAGGGCCAAGAUGAGCUUCUGAAUGAAAUCAGAGCUGCCAUCUUAACUCAGGGCCGCGGGAUGGUGAGUGAAGACGUGACCAGCGCCACAGAGGAGCCCUCGGACGACCACGAGGGCCGCGAAACUCAAGUCAUCGCCUACUUCGAGACCAUACCGAACGUCUUCCCCAGUGAGACCGCCGCCCAGCUCAACAUCUGCCCGGACACGGUGCUGUCCUCCGCCCUGAGCUCCAAGCCCAUCACAUCCACUCUGCCCAUAGUGUCCAAGUACACGCCGCCCUCCCCGACAUCCCUGGUCCUCACCGUGGAAAGACUGGACACGGACGAGGGAGAAGGGGAUGACGGCACGGAGGAGGAGGACGCCGUGGAUCAGCUGGACCGCCAGCUGGAGGAGCACUGCUACCACAAGAGCAGUCUGAGCAAGGAGCAGCUGGAGGCCAUCGUGUCCGAGCUGCAGAAGAAGGUGAAGGUGCUGCAGCAGCGCCACCGCCGCCACCUGGAGAAGCUCCUGGGCCUGGAGAACACGGUGAGCCAGCUGAGGCAAAGCAACUCGCUGAACGAGGAGCGACUGCAGCUGCUGGAGAGGGCGUACAUACAGACCAGUGCAGCGGUGUCGGAUGCAGACGGGACCGUGGCGAUCAUCUACGAAGAGGACGAUGCUGCGUACUUGUACACUCCGCUGAUCACCGCGGACGAGAAGCUGUGAGGCUGACCGUCCCGUCCGUGUGUCCGUCUGCCGCCCUCUGGGGCCGAUGAUGUGAAAACAAAGCGCUAUCGAAUUAUUUAGUCUCUUAACCGUUGUCGGAUCUGCUGUCAGCUUUGCUCAAAUAUGGAUGAAUAAUAUGGGACAGUGUCCAAUGGUUUUUUUCUGUUGAUUGUUUUUUUUUUUUGGUGUUUCUUCCAUCUAUCCCUCCCCUCCUUCCUCUAACCACUUUCUGUUUGACUUGUAACAUAUUUUUGUUUGUGAUCAUGUACAUAUCAAAUUAAAAAUAACUU
This is a messenger RNA of Anoplopoma fimbria (sablefish), 1888 nucleotides long. Its product is annotated as THAP domain-containing protein 5-like. NCBI's taxonomy places the organism in Eukaryota, Metazoa, Chordata, Actinopteri, Perciformes, Anoplopomatidae. The record is from RefSeq and is a predicted model, not a curated record. Bases 297 to 1598 code for a protein of 433 amino acids. The transcript has 5 exons.